UCCAAAGUCAAAUCAGCAAAGGGGGGCAGAAGAAGGCCUUUGGACAUAAAACGAAGGCACAAACGCUUCCACAACAAGCAUUUGCACAGGAAGAGGAAGUCUGGGACUCAGAUGAGUUUGACAAUGAAAGUGAUCAUGAAGACGAGGGUCGACACCAGGAGGGAAGCAGAGACGGCUACAUCUGGCCCCAUACUGGCUCAAGACAAUGAGGAAAUCACUUCAGAUGAGUAUGAGAUACCCGCUGUAGACCAGAUCAAACUGCCUCAGCAUCCGAGAGUGGCCACACCUCAAGAGAAUAACUACAGAGAUUCUGAUCAUGGCCCAACCCCUGCUGAGAGGACCUCAAGACCUCCACGUCCUCAUCCAAAAAAGCAAAAGACACCUCUAAGAGACCUCCAAAAGCACCGGCAAAAACAGCAGGACAACCCAGUCUGCCUGUUGACAGGAGCAAGAAGCCCGGGCCAUCCGAUUCAUCUCAGAAUGACCUUAAAAAUCAAGUAUGUGCUGCGAAGUUUGCUGCAUAUGUGUGGAUUGAACAAGCAAAGUCACCACACCCCUCCAGUGCCAGUACAGCCUGUUAAAAUCAACUCUCCAUUACCAGAACCGAGACAGUGCAUACAGGAUAUGGACCCCAGCUGGUAUGGAGGACAGAUGACCAGACAUCCCGCUGAAGCUGCUCUGAGAGAGGUCAACAAGGACGGGGCAUUUCUAGUGAGAGACAGCUCAAAAGUUUCUGAUGAGCAUCCGUACACCCUGAUGCUGCUUAAACAACACAAGGUUUUCAACAUUAAAAUCCGUAACCAAGGCAACUCCUUUUCCCUGGGCAAUGGCCUCAAUAACAAGAGUUUCCCUGGGGUGAGGGAGAUGAUUACCCAUCACACACACCCCACUGCUGCUCAUUGAUGCCACAGACCAGAGCUCUGAAGCGCAGAGCCACUGCUGUCUGCUGCACCCUGCGGGACUCUGACCAGUACCAGCAUCAGGCUUAAUGUGGGUGUUUUUCUAUGCUGAUUUGUGUGAAUGUGCCCUUGUGGCUUGUUAACAAGUAUAAAAACAUUGAAACAUAUGUCCCCAUUUCCACAACCGCCAACCUCUUGUAAUGUCAUUCCUGUUCCUGAUAACCAGAAUUGAUUUUAAGUCGAAAUAAACUUACCAAAUGAUUGUUUUUAAAGUGGUUUUGUAUAAUUCAUUAAACAGUGUUUUU
Notolabrus celidotus (New Zealand spotty) is the source of this 1204-nucleotide messenger RNA. It is a transcript of the gene lcp2b, whose product is annotated as lymphocyte cytosolic protein 2b. The coding region runs from base 112 to 903 and encodes 263 amino acids. Lineage: Eukaryota; Metazoa; Chordata; Actinopteri; Labriformes; Labridae. The record is from RefSeq and is a predicted model, not a curated record. Gene Ontology annotation, biological process: cell surface receptor protein tyrosine kinase signaling pathway; intracellular signal transduction. The transcript has 10 exons.